UGUCCAUGCAGUAAUAUUAUUUAUAAAAAGGGUCAACAAAGGAGGCCACAGUAAUAUUAUUGAUAAAAAGGGUCAACAAAGGAGGCCAUAUAUGUUAUUGUCCUUAUUAAUCAAUAAUCAAAUUUUUUAGCUUUGGAACCGAAUAGGAAUUGUUGAAAAUAAAAGAGAUGUCAUACUAAAAGUUUACCUUACUUCCAUGUAAAUGUACUCUCUGCAUAUAUAAUUCUAUGCAUCAUACUAGUAUUACAUUUAUAACUCCGUUCUUACGUAACUAGACUUGAGUAAAAUGGAGCCAUGGAAUGACCUGAGCGGAAAAGUAGUGAUGGUGACCGGGGCAUCAUCAGGAAUCGGGUUAGAGUUCUGUCUCAACUUGGCCAAAGUCGAUUGCAGAAUCAUUGCAGCUGCUCGUCGCGUUGACAGACUAAAAUCUCUCUGCAACCAAAUUAAUAGUAAUUGCGAGGGACCACCGCAUGCAAUUGCCGUCCAGCUUGACGUCGCUGCUGAUGCUGCUACAAUUGAGUCCGCUGUGCAAACAGCUUGGGAUGCCUUCGGACGUAUCGAUGUCUUGAUUAACAACGCCGGCGUUAGAGGCAGUGUGAGCUCUUCAGUGGAAUUGUUAGAGGAGGAGUGGAACCAUACCUACAACACGAACCUAAGAGGGGCAUGGAUGGUUUCGAAAUACGUUUGUAGACGCAUGAGCAAUGCUAAACAGCGCGGAGGAUCUGUUAUUAACAUCACUUCAAUGGCAGGUCUGAAUCGUGUAGUAGUACCGGGGACUCUUGCUUACGCUUCUUCAAAGAUGGCUCUUGACAUGGUCACUAAGAUUAUGGCGAUUGAAUUGGGAGUAGAUAAUAUCAGAGUGAACUCGAUAUCACCAGGAAUUGUCAAAUCAGAGAUAACAGAGACCCUUAUUAAACAAAAAUGGUUCCAUGAGUUCCUUUUCAGAACCCUUCCUAUAAGACAUCUUGGGACGACUGAUCCAGGCUUAACAUCACUUGUUCGAUACUUAAUCCACGAUUCUUCUGAGUACGUAACAGGCAAUGUUUUCAUUGUCGAUGGUGGAGCUACCUUACCAGGUGUUCCCAUUUUCUCAUCAUUAUAGAACUAGCAAAUGAAGUUUAACAAGAAAUGAACAUGUUAGAGGAGUACAAUAAUAAUGAUGGUUUUUUCUUCUUGCGUUAAAUUACUAGUAUAUUGUAUAUUCAAUUCUUGAAGCAAGCAAAAAUGUACCUCAAUACUCAGCGUAAUUUGGUAUUGCGAUACCUCCUGCUGUUUGGAUUAAAGUUGCAUUUAUUUUUAUUAA
Messenger RNA from Capsicum annuum, 1303 nucleotides. Its product is annotated as 3-oxoacyl-[acyl-carrier-protein] reductase FabG. Gene Ontology annotation, molecular function: oxidoreductase activity. The transcript has 3 exons. The record is from RefSeq and is a predicted model, not a curated record. The coding region runs from base 287 to 1102 and encodes 271 amino acids. Lineage: Eukaryota; Viridiplantae; Streptophyta; Magnoliopsida; Solanales; Solanaceae.